AUGUCCUUCUUCGGCUUCGACCCGACCCGCGGCGGCGGGCACAACACCGCUGCGCCUGGCUUCUCUCAAGCCCACGAUCCGUUCGCCGGCCUCUCUCGCGGUAACAACGACGAAGACGACGCUGUCGAGUUCGAUGACACGUACGAUGGUUUGGGAGAUCAGCUCGAGGAAAGCGGUGAUGCCUUCAACGACGAUACCUUUGGCGGCGGUGGUGGUGGAGGAGAUACCAUCUCGGCUGCCCCAGUCGGCAAGGACUUCGACUUCUUCGGCCAGACCGCAAAGGUCUCCAACGCUAUCGAAGAGGAGCAGGUCCGCUACAGUCGUCAAGUCCCAGCUGCGAAGCCUGCUCCUGCUCCCGCUCCUGCCCCGGCUCACAUGCAGCAUCAUAUCCCCCAGGCUCAGCCCCUCCCGAACUACUACUACCAAAGCCAGCCGGCGCCCAGGCCUGUUCGCACCGGUUACGAGAAGUACAAGGAGGAUGAGCCCAUCCCCGACCUCCACGUCGACGCGUCUCUCUGGGGCAUGCCCUCGAAGAAGCCUGUUGCCCCCGAGCCCUCCCCAAAGCCACAGGCUCCUCCUUCCGGCGGCCGCAAAGUCAUGAGUCUCGAGGAGGUCGAGAAGGCGAUGCGCGAGCAAGCUACCAAGCGACCGACGCAACCAGUCGAGCUUUCGUCAAGUCCACAUGGCUUCCCCCAGGAGCGUGUCGACUACGGCCAUGCUCGCCCAGAAUCUUUCCAGCAGCAACAGUCCUUCCACGGCGCUGACCAGCAGCAGCAGCAGCAGCAACAGCGUGCUAGCCAAGCUCCUCAGCAUCCCGGCCAAGGUCAUCCGGUUACAAUCCUGCAGCGUCCUCAGUCUCUGACCUCCAAGCCUACCCCUCCCAUUCAGAACACACCCAGCCCCCUGGCUCAACCCCCGCAUACUCAACCUCCUGCACAGCCAACUCAGAUCUUGCAAAACCCUAACCGACUCUCGGGUGAUGCUGCUCGCAUUGGUGGUCAGGGACCUCAGCCUCAUGGCAACCAGCAGCCUCAGCAGGGUCAUCGAUCGCAAGGUUCCAUGGGUCGUGUUCCUCAGGUCUCCCAGCAGCAGCACCUGUCACAUCUUUCCGAGGACGAGAAGGCGGCAUACUUGGACCAGGAGACCAAGCGUGCCAAGCGUAACCACAAGAUCUGGCUGCUGUCCAAGGAUAAUGGCCUCAUGACACCUCAGGACAAGAACUUCGUCACCCGCAUUCAGCUGCAACAGCUGGUCUCGGCCACUGGGAACCCCAUCGACCACAGCAAUGACGACUCGAUUACCGAAGACUUCUACUACCAGGUUCUCAGCCAGAUUCGCGGUGGCCAACGCCAGAACCCGAACCAGCCUCUCAACAACUUCGCCCAGACCUACCUGUUCCAAACCGGCAGCCGCCAGGGUAACAUGAGGAGACAAGGUAGAACUGCCGAGAAUCACGUUCAGCGCAUGGAGCAGCAAGUCCAGCGGGCUGUCGAGGCGGCAAAGAACAAGCCCAAGAACCCUCAGCUUGUCAUUGCCGGCAGUCUCGGAAAGAUCUCCUUCAGUAACGCCAAGACACCGAAGCCUCUUCUGAACAUCAAGCGCACCGAUAGCAGCAGCGAUGCUCAGCGUGCCGGUAACGGCAAGCGCCAGCAUGGAGAGUUGGACCGCAAGGCUAUCCUCAAGAACAUUGAGAGUGUGUAUUCUACCGUUAUGAAGAUGGAGGACCACGCGCGCCAUAUUCCCCCUCCGCCUGCCAACGGCAACGACGAAGAAUUCCACGCGAAGCACCAGGAGUGGUUGGAGGUGGCUCAGGCUCUGAACGGCCAGCUCUGGCAAGACCUCAAGGUCCACGAGCCCAUUGGGGCCACAACUAUCCACCCCUUCAUUGCCUUCCUCUCGUUUCCCAAGGGCAAGAAGGCCAUUCCUCGCGUGUUCCGACACAUUAGCUUCGAGCAGCGCACUACCAUCUUGACUAUGGUCAUUCUCCACCUGGACCAGCUUGAUGUUGUUCGCGGUGCCCAAAUGACGGAUGGCGAAGUGAACUUGAACGCUGCUAUGCGCGAAAGCAUUGAGCUCUUCUCUGCUGCGGUUAUGCCCAGCCUCUUUGCCUACUUCAAUGAGACGGAACUCGACAUCGUGACUGGUGUCCUUGGGCUCAUUACGAAGCUUAACAUCGACCUCAUUGCCAGAACCCGUGUUGGUUGCUCGAUGUUGACUCUCAUUCUGAGUCGUGCCGAGCUCCUGAAGCAGGGCGGCGGAGGAACCCCUCAGCUGUGGGCUGACUGGGAGCAAACUUUCAACAUGUUCUUCAAUAUUCUUGAGCCUACUCUUCACCAUAUCUUCCCUGGAAGUGUCAACACCGGAGAGGAUGUUGUCGUUUGGCAGCUGUUGGCUGCCGUCGGUGUCAGCGCGAACCCUGAGCAACAGCAGCGUCUCGUCCUGGCUGUCAAGGAUCGCGUCCUGGACACGGUUGCUCACGCAAAGACGCUUCCGGGCGCCAUGGCAACGACUCGGUUGGCUACGGUCAAUCUUUUCAUGCACUCCAUCGGUUUGGAUGUCGAAUUGCUUCAGUAA
This is a messenger RNA of Colletotrichum karsti, 2574 nucleotides long. RefSeq names its product topoisomerase II-associated protein PAT1. The record is from RefSeq and is a predicted model, not a curated record. The coding region runs from base 1 to 2574 and encodes 857 amino acids. Lineage: Eukaryota; Fungi; Ascomycota; Sordariomycetes; Glomerellales; Glomerellaceae. Gene Ontology annotation, biological process: P-body assembly; deadenylation-dependent decapping of nuclear-transcribed mRNA. The transcript has 2 exons. Gene Ontology annotation, cellular component: P-body. Gene Ontology annotation, molecular function: RNA binding.